AUGAAAGGACUGCUCUUGAGUUUAGUUCAUCUGUCCCCUGUUGGUAGGAAAUCCAUUGGACUGAUUGGGGACAUCUCCACUUCUAGGAAAUUGGGCAUAAAAGAGGCCAAAGCAAAAGAACUUGGGUUGGGGACACCACCUUCUCGCAACUUCCAGCAUCUCUCAAUGGGGACAAUCAGGAAGGCGCAUCACCUCUUUGAGUUGGAAGAAAUGCAAGGGGGGGCAGACGCUUUUGAAAAAUCACAAAUGCCACGAAUGAGAAAGCAACCAGUUGAGCUGGAAGACUAG
Molecule: messenger RNA, 288 nt
Organism: Ilex paraguariensis (yerba mate)
Lineage: Eukaryota; Viridiplantae; Streptophyta; Magnoliopsida; Aquifoliales; Aquifoliaceae
Source: the annotation of a GenBank genome assembly